AUGAAAGAUUGGGAAGAAGCCCAUGAAGCUGUGAAGGCUGACAUUAACGAGCUAAAGGAUCAAGUGGGCCAAAUCCUAGAGGUUUUGAAGUCACUGAAGGCUUCAGGGGAGGCCUCAUCCGCUAGGGUCGAGGAGAAUGCUCAUUCUUAUAGUACGCCUCUAGGCGCGUCAGUUCCGUUCCCAAUGUACGGCUUGCCUCUGGGAUACACUCCUCCAGUUGGAGAAUAUUCAGAUGCAGAACAAACUUCUUUCUCUUUUCCUGCAGCUAACAACACACUAUCGAACGGUACUCAAGGGCCGAUGUUAGCUUCGACACCCGUGACAGGAGCGGAGAUGAAUGAGACAGUCACAUUCACAGGACCGAGGAUGACUGUGGCGCCCCAGCCUCCGAAAACAUUCAUCGAUGCAGAUGCUGCGACUAAAGCUGCACCACACGCUACAGUCCAAGCAAUAUCCACUGUUGUUGAUGGGGCUAAGAGUAAGCUUGAAAUUCUUGAGGAAAGGAUUCGUGCCAUUGAGGGUGGUGGAAGCUAUGGGUUCGGUGAUGUGGCGAGAUUAAGCCUGGUUCCUGGUGUGAUGAUACCACACAAGUUUAAGGUCCCAGAAUUUGAAAGGUAUCACGGCACCACAUGCCCUAAAAGCCAUCUGACAAUGUACGGUAGAAAGAUGGCUGCUUAUGCCUAUGAUGAAAAAUUGCUAAUACAUUGUUUCCAAGAUAGUUUGGCUGGGGUAGCAUUGAAUUGGUAUACACACUUGGAGCCAUCUCGAAUUCAUUCCUGGAUGGAUUUGGCCGACGCCUUUGUGAAACAGUAUAAAUACAACACAGAUAGUGCGCCAGAUAGAUUGCAAUUGCAAAACAUGGCCAAGAAGGAUACUGAGUCUUUCAAGGAAUAUGCACAACGGUGGAGAGAGUUGGCUGCUCAGGUUGAGCCACCUCUACUUGAUAAGGAGAUGGUGGCGACGUUAGUAAACACGCUGCAAUCACCAUUUUAUGAGCAUGUAUUGGGGAAUGUGUCUUCCAAUUUCGCUGAUAUCAUCAUCAUAGGGGAAAGAAUAGAAAUCGGGUUAAAAAGCGGAAAGAUUGCAUAUGGCCCAUUCGCGGCUGCAACUCCUAAGAAACCUAAUUUUAUUCCCGGAAAGAAGAAAGAAGCAGAAGUACAAGCGGCCUCAGUGAUGCCUGUGUGGGAAAGUCGGGCUCCUACGAUUAAUUAUCGAGCACACUUGAACCAACCUCCUUAUGUGGCCAAUGCAAUGUCUGUUCAUCAAACACGACCUCAGCAACAAGGGUUUUAUCAACCGUCGAAUCUUUAUCAACCACAACGUGCUCCAAACAGUGCUUGGAAAACCGAACCUAACUCGAAUUUCAACAGAAACGCGGGACAAAACGCUAAUCUAAGGAGGAAUCAAGAGAGGAACUUCGUUCAUUUCACUCCUAUUCCUAUGUCAUAUACGGAAUUGUUGCCUCAUCUCCUCCAAAAGCGUUUGGUGGCCAUUUGUCCGAUGAAGCCUGUGCAACCUCCGUUCCCCAAGAAUUAUGAUCCAAAUGCCAAAUGUGAUUAUCACGGAGGGGGAGUUGGUCACUCUAUUGAGAAUUGUGUGUCCCUUAAACACAAGGUGGAAGCUUUAAUCAACUCAGGAUGGAUAAAGUUCCAUGAAGACAAACCUAGUGUUGAGGCUAAUCCCCUUUCUGGUCUUGGGAACCCUUCGACAAAUGCCAUUGAGGUUAAGAAACACCGACUGGUGAGGGAUGUGAAUGAAAUUCGAAGCUCCAAGCGGUUUGUUUUUGAGACACUAUUAAAAUUGGGUUUGUUAAAAGGAGAAUAUAACCUGAGUAAAAAGUGUGGAUUCCAUCCGAGUGCUAAACAUUCUAUCGAUGAAUGCACAGAGUUCAAGGAUGUUCUACAAAAUCUUAUAGACAGAAACUUUGUGCAAGUAUGUCACGGACACAUGGAGGAUGAAGUAUUUGCACAAGAUGGUGCGGAACCCGGUGUGACUUUGCCAGAGCCAUUGGUGAUUCAUUUCACUAGAUCCACCUCUACCCCGACAAUUCAAGAAAGACAAUCUGUUAUUAUCCAAACACCCUCCCCAUUUCCCUACAAAAGUGAGAAAGUUGUCCCAUGGAAAUAUGGUGCAUACGUGUUAGGUGAGGAACAACGGGUAGGUGGUCAACCUAGCAGUGGUGAGUCAGUGGUGAAAAAUAUAUCAGGCGUCGGUGGAAUUACGAGAAGUGGUCGAAUCUUUACGCCUCCAAACUUGAUGAAAGAUGGAGUUGGCAAUAAUGAAUCGGCGAAUACUAAAAAGGCUAAAGAACUCUUGAAAGGGAAAACCAUCCAAACCGACGAGGGUCUAAGAAAAGAUGAUGGGAAAGCAGUAUCUGAUGAGGAGGCUUGCGAGUUCUUGAAGUUCAUACAACAAAGCGAGUAUAAAGUGGUCGAACAGUUGAAUCGCCUGCCUGCUCGAAUCUCACUUUUAGAACUACUCAUGCAUUCAACCUCUCAUAGAAAGUUGUUAAUGAAGAUACUCAAUGGAGCGCAUGUGGAGCAAAAUAUUUCUUUGGACAGUUUUAAGGGAAUUGUUAACAAUAUCACUGCUAACAACUACCUCACGUUUACCGAUGAAGAGAUACCUACUGAAGGGAGGGGACACAACAAGGCCCUCCAUGUCUCUGUAAAAUGCUUGGAUCAUGUCAUAGCACGUGUAUUGAUCGACAAUGGAUCUUCCCUGAAUGUGAUGCCAAAAACAACAUUGGGAAAGCUACCGUGUGAAGGUAUUCACAUGAAACCAAGUGCAAUGAUAGUGAGAGCUUUCGAUGGGAGUAAAAGAGAAGUAAUGGGAGAGGUAGAAUUGCCGAUCCAAAUAGGGCCAUGUGUCUUUCAAAUAACUUUCCAAGUGAUGGACAUCCUUCCAGCAUACAGUUGCUUGUUGGGUCGUCCUUGGAUUCACUCAGCGGGCGUAGUACCUUCAACCUUGCACCAAAAGUUAAAAUAUGUCAUGGGUGACAAAUUAGUGAUUGUUUCAGGGGAGGAAGAUAUUUUAGUAAGUGGGCCUUCAUCUUCUCGCUAUAUUGAAGCAGCAGAGGAAGCCCUCGAGACAGCCUUCCAAUCUUUGGAAAAUUGUGGGAAAUGCCUAUGUGGAGCCCUUUCCAAUGAACCCACACUUGUCGCGUACUUCCCUUAUGACGGCCAAGAAGUCACCGAGAAAAAGAAUAAAUACGGCCUUGGAUACAAGCCUACUAGAGAGGAUAAGAGGAGGCUGGCGGAAGAAAGGAGAGAGCGCGGUGUGGCUCGAAUCCAAGGAAAAGGACUGGGGUUAGGAAAGAUUCGCAUCUGUGACAUCAGAGAUAGCUUCCGCAGCGCGGGAUGGAUCAACACUAGUCAGAUAGCAGCUGUUAGAGAUGAAGAUGAACCUGAAAGCUUGGUUUUUGUGCAGCCUUGUGCUCCAAAUGCGCUACUCAACAAUUGGGAGACUUUGGAUCUACCCGUGAUGUUUAAUUUGGUUAAAAUAUAUGAUAAUGAAUGUUUUGAAAAUAACAAUGUCGAUGUCCCUAACUUCAAGCACCCUGUCAAUAAUAUGGAAGAUGAUUAUGAAGGUGACUCCGAACCCUCCCCUGAACUAAUGAGAUUAGUGGAACAAGAAUCUAGGGAAAUAAAACCCCAUCAAGAAGAUGUUGAAGUGCUUGACCUAAGUGAGGGGGAUGAAAAGAAAGAAGUGAAAAUUGGCACGAGUAUGAAGAAAGAAGUGAAAGAAGAAUUGUGUGUGCUGCUAAAGGAGUUUAGGGAUGUGUUCGCUUGGUCGUACAAUGAUAUGCCUGGUUUAGAUACUGAUAUAGUACAACAUAAGCUUCCACUCAAACCGGAAUGCCCUCCAGUCAGACAAAAGCUAAGAAGGAUGAAACCAGAAAUGUCAUUAAAGAUUAAAGAAGAAGUGCAAAAGCAAUUUGACGCUGGAUUUCUAGCUGUGGCAAAAUACCCUCAAUGGGUGGCAAAUAUUGUACCCGUGCCCAAGAAGGAUGGGAAGGUUCGGAUGUGCGUUGACUAUAGAGAUUUGAACCGGGCGAGCCCAAAAGACAACUUCCCAUUACCGCACAUCGAUACAUUAGUGGAUAAUACAGCCAAGUUCUCGCUAUUUUCGUUUAUGGAUGGCUUCUCGGGAUAUAAUCAGAUUAAGAUGGCACCUGAAGAUAUGGAAAAGACCACGUUUAUCACAUUGUGGGGGACAUUUUGCUAUAAGGUGAUGUCUUUCGGGCUUAAGAAUGCUGGGGCCACCUAUCAAAGGGCCAUGGUGGCACUUUUUCAUGAUAUGAUGCACAAAGAACUCGAGGUUUAUGUAGAUGACAUGAUCGCCAAGUCUGAGUCAGAAGAAGAACACAUCCUCAACCUAAGGAAAUUAUUUGAGAGAUUGAGGAAAUUUAAACUUAAACUAAACCCAGCAAAAUGCACAUUCGGUGUGAGAUCUGGAAAGUUGUUGGGUUUUGUUGUCAGUCAAAAGGGGAUAGAAGUCGAUCCCGACAAGAUGCGUGCGAUAAUCGAAAUGCCUGCUCCCAGUACAGAAAAGGAGGUACGGGGUUUCUUGGGCAGACUGAACUACAUUGCUAGGUUCAUCUCCCAGUUAACCGCCACUUGUGAACCAAUAUUCAAGCUAUUGCGUAAAAACCAGGUUGUUGAGUGGAAUGAAGACUGUCAGACUGCUUUUGAUAAAAUCAAACAAUAUCUACAAGAUCCUCCUGUGUUACGCCCGCCCGAACCGGGGAAGCCACUCCUUAUGUAUUUGACGGUACUUGAUGAGUCAAUGGGUUGUGUGUUGGGUCAACAUGACAAAACUGGAAAAAGAGAGCAUGCCAUAUACUACCUGAGCAAGAAGUUCACGGAAUGUGAACAGCGAUACUCGUUUUUAGAGCGAACUUGUUGCGCAUUGGCAUGGGCUACCCAUCGUCUAAGACAAUACAUGUUGAGUCAUUCUACCUGGUUGAUAUCCAAGACUGACCCUAUCAAGUAUAUUUUUGAAAAGCCCGCUCUCACUGGAAGGAUAGCCCGGUGGCAAAUGCUAUUGUCAGAAUACGACAUUGUGUAUGUCACUCAAAAGUCCAUCAAGGGUAGUGCUUUGGCUGAAUAUCUGGCCCAACAACCCGUUAACGAUUAUCAGUCGAUGCAACCCGAAUUUCUGGAUGAGGACAUCAUGACCUUGUUUGAAGAUGACCAAGAAGAAAAGAAAUGGACGUUAUUAUUCGACGGGGCUUCUAACGUCAUGGGACAUGGUAUAGGGGCAAUACUAAUAUCUCCAGAAAACCAAUACAUUCCAAUGACAGCAAGGUUGUGUUUUAAUUGCACAAACAAUAUCGCUGAAUACGAAGCAUGCGCUAUGGGCAUCCAAGCCGCGAUUGAGUCAAAGGCAAAAAUUUUGAAUGUAUAUGGAGAUUCAGCGUUGGUUAUCCAUCACCUAAGGGGAGAAUGGGAAACUAGGGAUCAGAAGUUGAUUCCCUACAAAACUUAUAUCAUGGAAUUGGUGGAGUAUUUUGAUUUCAUUAAAUUCCACCAUAUUCCGCGAGAGGAUAACCAAUUGGCAGAUGCCUUAGCUACUUUAUCAUCGAUGUUCAAGAUUAAUCAGGAUGGGGUAAUGCCGAUGAUCCAAAUGAAGAGUCAUGAAGGGCCAGCAUAUUGCCAUUUCAUUGAAGAAGAGUUAGACGGUAAGCCAUGGUAUUUUGAUAUUAAACGCUAUAUAAAAACUAGAGAAUACCCCGAAGAAGCAUCUGAGAAUGAUAAAAGGACACUGAGAAGGUUGGCUGCAAAUUUUAUCCUGAGUGGGGAUGUGUUGUACAAGAGAAAUCAUGAUAUGGUUCUCCUUCGAUGUGUGGAUGCAAAAGAGGCCGAGUCAAUAUUGGAGGAAGUUCAUGAAGGAACUUUUGGCACACACAUGAAUGGACACUCGAUGGCUAGAAAGAUCUUGAGGGCUGGUUACUUUUGGUUGACUAUGGAGAAUGAUUGUUGCACACACGUGAGAAAGUGCGAGAAAUGUCAUAAGUAUGCAGACAAUAUCAAUGCGGCACCCACUACUUUAAACUUAAUGUCUGCCCCAUGGCCGUUUUCAAUGUGGGGGAUAGAUGUCAUCGGGGCUAUAGAGCCAAAAGCCUCAAACGGACAUCGCUUCAUUCUAGUUGCAAUUGAUUAUUUCACUAAAUGGGUGGAAGCUGCUUCCUACGCUAGUGUGACUAGGAAGGUUGUGACUAAAUUUAUAAAGAGAGAGUUAAUUUGUAGGUACGGGUUGCCUAGCAAGAUAAUCACUGAUAAUGCCACCAAUCUGAACAAUCAAAUGAUGGCCGAAUUGUGUGAAGGAUUUAAAAUUCAGCAUCAUAAUUCUUCUCCUUAUCGUCCAAAGAUGAAUGGGGCAGUCGAGGCUGCUAAUAAGAAUAUCAAGAAGAUUGUACAGAAAAUGGUGGUCACGUAUAAAGACUGGCAUGAGAUGCUUCCCUUUGCUUUGCAUGGGUAUCGCACCUCAGUACGUACAUCAACUGGGGCAACACCUUUUUCUCUAGUGUACGGAAUGGAGGCAGUACUACCCUUCGAAGUAGAAAUCCCAUCCCUACGAGUGUUAAUGGAGACCCAGUUGGAAGAUGCAGAAUGGGUUCAGGCCCGAUUUGACCAGCUUAAUCUCAUUGAGGAAAAAAGGCUAGCGGCAGUGUGUCAUGGACAGUUAUACCAAAGAAGGAUGAAAAAGGCGUUCGACAAGAGGGUGCGUCCUAGAGAGUUCCAUGAAGGCGAGCUAGUCUUGAAAAAGAUCUUACCUAUACAAAAGGAUCAUAGGGGCAAGUGGACUCCAAAUUAUGAAGGCCCGUAUGUGGUGAAGAAAGCAUUUUCUAGUGGGGCACUAAUUCUCACAAGGAUGGAUGGAGAGGAGUUACCGUUACCGGUCAAUUCUGAUGCGGUCAAAAAGUUUUAUGCAUGA
Messenger RNA from Vigna unguiculata (cowpea), 6939 nucleotides. RefSeq lists its product as uncharacterized. Gene Ontology annotation, biological process: DNA integration. Lineage: Eukaryota; Viridiplantae; Streptophyta; Magnoliopsida; Fabales; Fabaceae. The record is from RefSeq and is a predicted model, not a curated record. Gene Ontology annotation, molecular function: RNA-DNA hybrid ribonuclease activity; nucleic acid binding.